AUGGAUAAACUAAGCAAAUCACUUGAGGUUCUCAAAUUACUUUCAACGACAACAUCAGAAACAUCAAUAGCAAGCAAUGAAAAAUCUCGAUUAGAUGCAGCAUCUAUAAGCAAAGAAAAAAUUCAUCAUUUGAAUAAUAUAGUUGAUUUACUUUGUUCACCAUCAUUGAUUAAAGCUAACAAUGAAAAUUAUUUUAAAUUACUUACAGCUAGCGUAGAAACAUUAUUUAUGACAUGCGACGAAACUGACUAUGAUGUACGAAUAUCUGCUGAAGAAAAUAUUAGUAAACUUGUCAAAAAUCAUAAAGAAAUAAAUUUAACAAGAAUUCAAGUUGAAUUGCAUCGAAUUAUAAAACGAAAUCCAAAUGUUGGACCGCGAGCUUUAAAAGGUGCAUUAUGGAGAUUUGCUGAACUAGCCGAUGUAAUACAUCCGAAAAAAAUUCGCCCAUUUUUUGAACAUUUAUCAUUGUCAUUCUGUUCGAUUGCUGCUCGUUCAGAAGAUAUUGUCCAUGAAAAAUUAUCGGAUUAUUAUGAACUUAUUUUUCGUAUUAUCGGUCGAUCUAUUAAUGAUAAAGAAAUAAAAGAACUUAUCUCGGCCUAUUUGGCAAAUAUGUCACAUGAAUCUGCACUGAUUCGUCGUUCAUCAGCUGCCUGUCUUACUAUCAUAUGUCGUUAUUCUCGUCAUCCUAUGGGCGUUGCUCGUUAUCUAAUGACAAUUGCAAUUGAUAAAUUACUCGAACAUCAUAAUCAAGCUGAUAGUACUCGGUUGGUGAUUGGUUAUCUUGGCUUAAUAAAAAAUCUUGUACAAUUACUUGGUAUCAAUAUUGAAGAAUUUCAAUCAUUAACAAUUAAUUUUCAACAACCAUUAAAUACAAGUAAAAAUAUUGAUUCUAAUGAACAAAAUAUGUCAAUUAAUGUUCGACAAAUAAUCGAAUGUAUUGAUAUGGUUAGUUAUCUUUGUUUACAACAUAAUGAUCAUAAUGUUGUAUCAAGUUCAUUGGAAACACUUGAAAUAAUACUUAAAUAUACGAAUCUAUUUGAUUUGGAUCAAUUACUAAUUUCCACUCAAAUUGGAUUCAUAGAAGAAACACGUGUUAAUCAAGUAUUAAGGAGAGCUUAUCCAACAUACCAACGUUCAUUAAUUGAAAUAAAUGAACAACAAGAAAUUUUAGUAAAUAAAAUGCAUGAUGAACUAGAUGCAACAUCAAUAGAAAACAAUGAAAAACGAACAUCAGCUGCUAAACUUGUUGAACAACUUAUUUCAAAAUUUAUACUUAACAUGGAUGGUACAAUUAAGAGUGAUGACGAAUCACGUGUUAGUAUCAAAUGUGCUACACUAACAUGUCUUUCGUAUUUAUCAACAAUUGAUCCGUUUGCAUUUUUCGAUUCGUUUGAUUAUCCUACGGAAGUUAUAACGUAUCUUUUAUCGUUACGUGAACAUGGAGAUCCACCUCUACGUGGUGCCUGUGCGAAUUUACUUGCUAAACUAAUUCAAACAACAGUACACCUUCUAACAAUAUCUCAACCGAUAUCAUCACUAUCGAAUUCAUUUAAUAAUUCAUUUAUCAAUCAAAGUUCUCUUGUAUCGACUGAUUCUCAAGAGAGUUCAAGAUUAGAUAUUCAAUUAGGUAUAUUAGCUGAAUUACUGUCUGCAUUUCGAUUUUGUCUCAAUGAUAACAGUCCACGUGUUGUACACGUUGCUAUAAACGCUCUACGAACAUUAUUACCGGUUUUAUUAAUAAAUAGUCAUGCAUUAACAAUCGUAGGAAUUGAAUUAUUAGAAGAUUCUAUUCAACAUAGCUCAAGUUCCUAUCUUCUUGCUAAAAUUGCUCUAGCUCAACUUAUUGGUGACGUUGAUUUUCGAAUAUUAACUUAUCUUGAACAACAGCAACAAUUGAAAAAAACAAAUCGAGCAUGGCUUGAUCGUUGUGUUGAUGUCAUUGUUGUAUUUCUUACCGAUGAAGAUGUACGUGUCCGUCAAGUAGCAGCUUCGUCUUUUGCAAAAUUUGUCGAUCGAAGUUCAUUUUUACCGUGCCAAUGGCCAAUACAUUCUCUCCUAAAAUGGAUUAAUUAUUCAUGCCAAUGGAUAUAUAAAAUUCAUUAUUCAUUACAACAAUCAAAUACUUCAACAGCCAUAUCCAAUGAUGAAGUACAAUGUGAAACAGUAUCAUGUUUAUCAACUCUGAUUUUUGAUCGCUUAGCUCAAGCAACAACUCGAAUACAAAUUGUUGGAUGUUUCGAAGGCAUUUUAGCGCUUCUCAAUGUUCUAACACCAAAAACAAUACGAUCAUUUUUUCAUAAUCAAUAUGAUGAACUGCGUUUACUGAUUCAUUUUUUUAAACAUCCAUUUAUUUUACAUGACCUCAAUAAUUUACAAUUAUUACUCGAUAUUCUCAAUCUUAUCUUUCUGAAUUUAACAAAUGAUACAAAUGAUAUGGCUGAUCUUCAAUCAACAGAAAAAGUUUUUCAUUUUUUAAUCAAAAUUCUAUCAAUAUUUGCGUGUGUUGUCGAAGAUACAGUUCCACCAGUUCCGCAAGCACCAAAAAUAAAUUUUCCACAACUUCCUGCAUCACCGCAACAAUUAAAAAAACGAUUUGAAAAUAGUAUUGAUUCAAGAAAUGAAAAGGAUUCAGCUAGUAACGAUGGUACGAAUUCGCUAACAACAAGUAAAGAUUCGCCAACAGCAUUAAAUACAUCCAGUUCAGAUAAAGAUAAAAAACUUACUCGUACACAAUUAGGGUCUUUCGGAAAUAAUCCAUCGAUGAUGAAAUUAUUCGAAUUAAUACGUUCGUCCUAUCAAACACAUAAAAGUCUAUUAAGUUCAUUAGAAACGGAUCGUUUUGGACAAUUAAUUGCUACAACAUUAACUUGUUUAAAAUCAGUUCUAAAUCUCGUUUCCAUUCAAGACAUGUCAAAGCAUUUGGAAGAAACACUUAACUAUCUUAAAUCAACAUUUAAUAUCGACAAAAUAAAAACUAUUCAAUGCACACAAGAGUUCUUACUAAAUCUUCAUCAACUAACAGCCAAUCCGCCGUUGCCUACCGAUACAAAACCUGUAAAUGUUGUUUCACAAAUACCAUUGAAUAAUUCUCUAACUAAUAUUCAUACAAUAACGAUUCGACAACCAAUGCAGUAUUUAUUCGGUUCACGACACACACCAAGUGUUAAUAGUGAUCAACCGAGUGAAAACAGCCCAAUAAGAGAUUUUUAUUUAACUAAAAAACAACAGAAAACAAUUGAGCAUCUAAAACGUCCACCAAAUCGAACAGAACGUGGAAAAAUAGGUCAUUACAUUCGUUUGUUUGAACCAAUUGUUAUUCUCAGUCUUAAAAAAUAUGUUAAUUCAAAUGAAACUGAUUUUCAAGCUUCUGUACUCGAUUUACUUGUUGAAUUACUUUUAAUUCGCGUUAAUUACAGUUUAUUAGACGCUGACGAGCAUUUUCUUACACAUAUUAUUAAUCAAUUGGAAAUGAUUGAAGAACAUAUAUCAGGUUACGAUGUAUCAUCGUAUUUUAUUUAUCGUAUUGCUGAAUUUCUUGUUAUGCUAUCACAUGACACGCUACAUUCGAAACAAGUUAUUAAAGUACAAGAUGUAAUAAAGCAUUGUGAUCUAUUAUUAGCAAGUGGACACGAACCUGAAACACAUGCGUUAUUGGCAUUAGAACCAGUUGUUUAUGAUUUGUUUCUUGUUCGAGUCAAAGCUGAUAAUAAAGAAUUGGAAGCACAACGAAUGGUCAUCGUUCAAACAUUAUUGAAACUUCUUCGAUAUAAUAAAGCUUUGCAAUUGUUAACAAUUAUUGUUGAUAGUGUUCGAAAUGAAGGCGAUAAGUGGAAGCGUCUUUCACGGCAAAUAGUCGAUGUACUUCUUGUUCAUUUACAAUCACAUGUUGUACUUGGCCCAUCGAAGGGUCAAGCUUUAUUAGAUAUUUAUUCAACACAAUUAACAAUAUUUGAUGUUGUAUCAGCAGUUGCAUUACGUCCAAUCGAUCCAUUCGUGGUUGCUUUUCGAGCAUUAGCAAAUAGAAUGGAUAUUAAUCGUCAAACGAUGAAUCGAUGGUUAGUAAACAUUAAUGUUAUACUUCGAUGUUUGGUUCAAAAUUCAACUGAAGAUGCUAUACUAGCAAGAUGGAAUGAUGCUUCAUCAUCAAUCAAUGGAAUACGCGAUGAAACUUUUAGUGCAGCUCUUCUUCGUAUUUUACAUGAUGUAGUGUUACGUCUGUUGACGAAUACUCGGCAAUCCCGUGGUCAAAUUGAUAUGAUAUUAGUUUCACUCAUAGCCGAUUAUAUCUAUUUAAUAAUACAUAUCAUAGAUAAUGUUAAACAAUUUCGAACGAUUGUAAAUGAUUUUCGUAAAUUACUAAUUCACGAUGAAACCGAUGAAACAGUUCAUCGUCUUGAUACAUUUUCAUAUUUAACUAUUUUAAGUGAUUAUUUUAAAUUACUUUCUCCUUAUUACAUUCCACUAUUACUUCAAUGGACACAUAUACUCAAUAUACUUGAUUAUACACAAGAAGCCUGGUGGUCAUCGAUGUUAUCCAUACCAACUCCAUCAUCGUUAAUAACACAUCUAUCCAUCAGUGGCCAAUUACAAUCCUAUUGUGAUCUUAUUUGUCGUCAUGAACUAUAUGUUGAACAUUUAAUAUCAAUAAUAACUCAUCAUCAAUUAUUAUUUUUAUUAUUUGAACAAAGUGAUACAUGUACGUAUGUACAUAAUCUAUUUGGUCUUAUCCAUCGUACAUCGGUUGCAAGUCAUUUAUUUGUUGAAUCCAUCUAUACAAAUUGGGAUAAUUUAUUAAAACGAAACAAAUUAUUGUUAUCAUUGAAAAUUCUUCGUACACUUGAAGGAAUACAUCUAGACGAAAGUGGCCUUUUAUUAGUUUUAUUAAUCGAACAAUUUCUUACAUUACCCUAUAUAACUGUUUUACGUUUAGCUGAACUAAUUGUUUGCCGUCGGAUUGAAAUGAUGUUAACAUUUGAUGAACAAACUUUGAAUAAACAAUUGUUACCAAAAUAUUUACCAUUAAUUUUAGGAACAUUAUCAUCAUCGUCAUCAAACGGUAAUUCCGAUAAGAAAAAACAUGAUGCGAAAUCAAAUGAGCAUCUUUGGGCACUUAUGCAACGUUUAAUUGGAAGAAUGAAUUAUGAAUCAAACACUUCAAUGGAUAUUAUUACGAAAGAUUUCAGCAGUCUUAAUUGUAACGAUGAAGAUUUUGUUAUCAAUUGGAUUAAAAAAGUGCAUUGUCCAAUGGAUAUAACACCGAAGAUUUAUGCACAAAUGUUGAAAACUGUAACCUACAAAAAGUUGUUACCAUUUAUGAUGUCACAGGAUUUUACAUGGCUAUCGAUGCCGCAUUGUCUUAUCCUUGGUACUCAAAUUCCAUCAUUAUGGCGUGCAGCAACGAGUGCAUUAAUUAAAAAAAUCAACGAUCUAUGUUUUUCAUUGCCAACACAACGGUUAAUUCCUACUGAAAUUAAAAUCAAUGAUGAAGAAUCAACACCUGAUUCUAUUUAUAUAAAAAGUCUUGUAGAAUGUUCUAAUAAUCAACCAUAUUUAAUUGCCUUAAUCGAUUCCAUAUCGAUAUAUUUUGAAACUGUGCAAACCAACACUGAAUUAGCAUGUCAGUUUUCUUCAGGUGAUACACGUGAUUUAUUACGAUUUAUAAUAUUCAGCGCAGAAAUAAUUUAUAUAAAAAUUUCACGCAAGAAAGCAUAUCUCAGUUGGAAUUUAAUUGAAAGUUUUUGCCGUUGUUUAACCAAAACAAUACAUAAUCCAACAUCAAUAAUCUACCAAUUAUUUAGUGCGCCAGAUCAAAUUAUAUCGUGUUGUACGCUAGCCAAAACAAUACUCGCCAUAUUCGAAUAUCUUUUUCACCGAAAUGGUUUAAUUAUCAAAUGCAAACAAAAAAAUCAAGGAUUAAAAUCAUAUUUAAAUUUAAUCGAACCUGACACACGUCCAUUUACACAUUUUUUACUUACAUCAUUCAAUGAUCUUAACCGUCUUUAUGAAUUAACCAAAGAAAUUAAUUCUAUUCCAUAUUUCUAUCGGCAUGAUCUACGUCGAAUAGCUAUAUUAUUAUUUCGUUUGCCCAUAUUUAAUUCAUUUAUUCGCAUACCAAAACAGUUUUGGGAACAAAAUCAACACGACAUAAAGUUACAAUUCGGUUCCACGGAUUAUUGUCUAUCAUCAUUUCCAGCCGAUUUAUUACAACAUUCAGAAAUUAUGGCUGAUUACACUGAACGUAUAUCACUUGUUGGCUGGUUGUCAAGAACACAAUUUCAAGAAAUAUGGGUCUCGUUUUUGGCUUCAAUGAAUCCAGCUCAUCAAAAUAAUGAUGAUCAUGAACAAAUGACAAAUAAUUUAACGAAAGAAGAAAUUUUAGAAACAAAUGCAACACAAUGUAUAUGGAUUCGUGGCGUAACAACAUUUUUGUUAAAUGCGCUUCGAUUGAAUUGUUCAGGCAAUCCAGCAGAUACAACAUUUGAACAUCGAUGCCGAAACAAAUCUAUCCCAUUUUUAUUAACCGAUACCGGUGCUCAAUAUAUUCAAACACGCUCAACAUUAGACGCAAGUUUAAGUAAUUUAUUUACAAAUAUUGAACGAUCAGGUACAAAUGACUUAUUGUCAUAUGGGCAACUUUCCUUUGAUACAAUAUUAACAUCAAUUCAAAGUAACAAUGCAUUACCAUUACCUGCAAACAGUUUAUUUGAUCGUUUAUUUUCUCGUCAUGGCCUUGAUUUAACUUCAUCGUUACAAAUUCUAAUUGAACUCUAUGUUAGUUGGCUAACAACAAAUCCGAAUAGUUUAUGUUUACAACUAAAAUAUGAAUUAAUGCGUUCAUUUAUUUAUCUUUCGGAUUUAUUUACAUCAUCUCAACAAUUAUCAAAUCUCUAUGAUUUAUGUGAUGAAUAUUUUCGAACUUGGUUCGAUGAAGAUGAUCUAAUGAUAUCGUUAAUAAGUUAUGGUUUGUGCAAGUCCGGUGUACUUCUUGGACAAACAAAUAAAGAAUCCAAUGAAUUAUAUAUACGUUUAAUUGAACGUAAUUUUAAAUUCAUAACAAAAACGCAUGCAUAUGCAUCAUGUUUAUUUUUACUUGAAAGUCACGAAGACGAUUUAACUAAAGCUUUAAUACCAAUAUUAAUGCAAGAAUUAAAUAGUGAUAUACAAAAUUCUAAUUUAAAAGUUAAUUUAGACGCACGUUUAAAUGGCUUUAUUCUAACAAAUUUAUUUUAUAUUAUUGAAAAUAACUAUACAAAUUCUUAUGACCUACUAUCAUCAUUAUUUAAAGAUGAUACCAUUGAUAUCAAUGAUAAUUUAACACAAAAAAUAAUAUCGAUUGGUCUCGAAAGACUUCUAACACUUGGGCAAUAUCCUAAAAAUGACAUCUGGCGUUUGUAUAAACGUGCAAUAACAGCACUUCGUCAAUCGUCAUGGUUAAAUAUCGAUCAUCUUGUUUUAAUACUUGCACGUAUUUAUACAUUAUCACAAAGAACAAAUGAUAGUGCAAAUGCAUCGAACAAUGAACAUGCCAAUGAGGAACAAGAAAUGAUUGAAGGCUCAUCAGUAAUAUCAUCAUCGGAUAAUAUUGUUAUGGAACUUGUGGGAGAAUUAUAUGAACGUACAAAACAAUCAUCAACAUUGCCACACGAAGCCAUACUUCUUCUACGUCCAUUACCAUCAUUACUUGCACACAUUGGCCUAUCGGAUCGCCUAAUGAAUAAAAUGGUUCUUGAAUUUGCAGCAUCAACACAACAAUUAUAUCCUCAAAUACUUGCCUAUACUGUGUUUGCAGUUUUUCGAGCUUUAAUUAAUGCACAUUAUUCACCCAAAGUGAACGAAUGGACAUUGUUAUCAAUGACUAGUAUUGCACAAAGAAAACCAAUACGUAUGGCCAUAUGGGGAUUAACCUGUCUUAUGUUAAGCGCAUGUCCGUCACAUGCUAUUGCUGAUUCACUGUUUCCAUUGACGCUAUCACGUUUUAGUGCUCGCUUCGAAGAAUUAGAUAAUCGUCUAUUUUUUCUUGCUGGUCGUGAAUAUUAUAUACAGUUAAAGAAUAUUGAGCAACGCCGUCAAUUCGAGCAAGCAUUUGCUAAUGAAUCGAAUACAGAAAAGCUUUAUGCUGACUUACUUGCACAUAUUCAAGAUAUGGUCGUAUCAUCGUCUUGA
Rotaria socialis is the source of this 8163-nucleotide messenger RNA. The record is from the annotation of a GenBank genome assembly. NCBI's taxonomy places the organism in Eukaryota, Metazoa, Rotifera, Eurotatoria, Philodinida, Philodinidae.